AUGACACAACGUCGGAAUCCGCACAUAUUGCCCAGGAGAAGUUAUAAUCACAAGCCGCCGGCGGGAAAUUCAAAUAAUAACAAUUCGAUGCAGCCCAAUUUUCAAAUUGCCGCCGCUCCGCCGAAACCAAAAAAUCAGAAAAAGCGUCAGCAACGAGUGCCAGAUGAGAUUCGAAAACUUCAGGCGUCGACACAGCUGAUUUUUCCAAAAUCCAGAUUUCGAAAAAUCGUCAAAGAGCUUCUUCAGGACUAUUUGACACCGUUGCAAGUGGCCGAUGAGGCUGUUGACGCGCUUCAGUUCGCCGCUGAAGGAUACCUUGUGAAGCUGUUCAAACAAACCAACAAAUUGACGAUCCGUUCUGGUCGAAAAACCAUCAAGAAGGAAGACUUGCAGCUGGUUUUGGACUUGCUCGGAGGAGAAAAUGACUAG
Messenger RNA from Caenorhabditis briggsae, 429 nucleotides. Gene Ontology annotation, cellular component: nucleosome. Bases 1 to 429 code for a protein of 142 amino acids. Gene Ontology annotation, molecular function: structural constituent of chromatin; DNA binding; protein heterodimerization activity. The transcript is spliced from 2 exons. NCBI's taxonomy places the organism in Eukaryota, Metazoa, Nematoda, Chromadorea, Rhabditida, Rhabditidae. The record is from RefSeq and is a predicted model, not a curated record.